AUGACGAGUACUGGCGAAUCUAUUAGUGAAAUACAAACAUUUUUUAAAGGUACUAACGUUUUCGUAACUGGUGCUACUGGAUUCAUUGGACACGUUCUAGUCGAAAAACUUCUUAGAACAUGUUUCGUGAACAAGGUGUACCUCCUGGUCAGGCCGAAGAAAAACAAAGACCCUCAGACUCGGUUACGCGAAAUGUUCAGUUCCACGCUGUUCACGCGACUGUGGGACGAGCAACCGGAGUUCAUCGAAAAAGUGUUGCUCAUCAGUGGCGAUUGUGCGGAACCGAAUAUGGGUCUCUCGCUGGCCGACGAAGAGUUUAUGGUCGCCAACAUUGACAUCGUCAUCCACUGCGCCGCCACGAUCAGUCUCAACGGGCCGCUCAAGCACACGAGUUUCAUAAACGUCAGGGCCACCCGAGAUUUGCUGUUGAUCGCCCGGCGCAUGCGCAAACUCAAAUCAUUUGUGCACGUGUCCACUGCGUUUGUGAACCCCAAUCAAGCGAUUACCGAAGAAAUAAUUUACGAUUGUCACAUACGAGGGGACGCUUUGAUCAACUUGGUCGAAAACAUGUCCGAUUCGAUUUUGAACUCGAUAACACCCGAAUGUUUAGGAUCGUGGCCGAACACUUACACGCUGUCGAAGUGCGUCGCGGAGAAUCUCGUAAAGGAAUAUGGUCAAAACAUGCCAAUAUGUAUCGCCAGACCGUGCAUUGGGCUUGAAAUCGAUUAA
This is a messenger RNA of Macrosiphum euphorbiae (potato aphid), 729 nucleotides long. The record is from the annotation of a GenBank genome assembly. NCBI's taxonomy places the organism in Eukaryota, Metazoa, Arthropoda, Insecta, Hemiptera, Aphididae.